AUGGCCGCCAUUGUUAGUGUUUCGUUUGCCGGCUCUACAUCGAUGAGACGGACCGGUGAGAUCGAGGCCUUGGACCUUCCGUUUCGCAGGUUUGCUGCCGGAAAUACGUCGGAAAGUUAUACAAACAUGGCGUUCAGAUACUCUUCACCGAAACUUUGUUUCUCCACGCGUCAUCGGCAGACUCAUCACCAGAAGACGACUGGAGGCGAGGCCAGUCAACUUGCCGGUCUCGUGACUAAGACCCGCUGCAAAGGUCUCGUAGCUCCGAGCCGCCUUUGGACUCGUCUGAGUGGCCAGACGGUGUGGAUGAAUCAACACAUUGUCCUGCGUGACCACGACAAAACGGGUUGA
Molecule: messenger RNA, 351 nt
Organism: Protopolystoma xenopodis
Lineage: Eukaryota; Metazoa; Platyhelminthes; Monogenea; Polystomatidea; Polystomatidae
Source: the annotation of a GenBank genome assembly